CAGCAGUUUUCAGUAAACUUUUUGUGGGGGCGGUUCCAAGAAAGCCAAGAAGCGUAUAAAAAAAAGAAAAACAUUUUUAAAUAUAAAUUUAAAAUAAACUUUUAAAAGAAAGCUAAAGAAAUAGUGUUAUUUAUCAAUAGAAAGACUGUUUUAAAAACGAAAUUAAUAAAAUAAACUGAAAAACGCAUGCUAUUUAAAUCGAAUAAAAGUGUGUGAAAAAAGGAUUUUUUCUUCAUUUCAGUCUCUAUCAAUUUCUAUAGAGUUUGUGUAUGUGUUUAUUUCGGUAGUAGCAAAGUAGAAAAAAUUAAAGAAGAGAGUCAUAAAAAAGAUGUAUUAACAAAAAAUUUGUGAAUUUUGUGAAAAAAAAAUACCCUAAAAACGAAAUUGUCUUGUUUAUUUGUGCCAUCAGUCAGUCUGCCCAUUGUUGUUUGUGUGUUCUAUAUGAUUUUUAAAACCAGACGUUUAAAACCAAAUGUAAUAUGGAUUGCAGUCUUGCAGAUCGACGACAACCAAAUUCUUCUUCGUCAACUACAGCAACAACGACAGAUUAUACAGCUACUCCAGCAACAGCCGCAAUAAAUCGUCCUCAGCAUCAAUAUUCAAUAAAUCAAACGCCUUCUAUAUUAAAAUAUCAACAUCAAACGGCGGUACAAUCUUUAGACGAAACGAUUAAAAAUCUUACAAAUUUAGCCGAUACUUGUCCUAGUAUUGGCAAAAUUGCCUCCAACGUUAAUAGUGCAACAGCAGCAGCAUCAGCCAUCAACAACAGUGGCGGUAUUUAUACAAGUCCCUCCAAAUUGAGUGGCUCUAGCUUAGUUAGUGAUCAACAACAGCAGCAGCCAUCACCUUCUUCUUCUUUAAUUUCUUCACCCGCUUAUGCUGGUGUAAAACUGCGUAAAUUUUCCGAACGUUCUUUAAACUCAACGUCGGCUAACGAAGGCGGCGGAGCACGUUCUCAUUCCUAUCGUAUCUCAAUGGCAAAUUUGGAAGAGACACAAGAGUCCGAACUAGAUGUUAUAUUGGGUGAAUUAAGCCUAUUGGAGGCCCAGAUCUCAACCGGAGAUGCAAACUUUUUGCCAGCUGCCGGAGCACCCGGAGGUAUGUGUACCCCUUCUUCAACACGCACACAUUCACGCACAAAUUCCACUAUAUCGGGUGCCACCUCAAUAUCGGGUUCGUCGGAUGCGGGCAGCAGUAGUACCACACAUUCGUUAUGUUCCUCUUCAGGUAUCUCGGAAAAUGGCAGUCAUAGUGCUCACACCCACAGUCUAAAUGCCUCUCUGCAAGCACACAAUGGUUUGCUACAAGGAGGAGGAGGUGGAGGUGGUGGUAUUGGUGGCGGUUCCACUAGCUUGCGUGAACCUCGUACUGAAUCUCCCGAUAAUGAUUCAGCUUUUAGUGAUACCGUCUCACUCUUAUCCUCUGAAUCAUCCGCCUCCUCCGGCAUGAGUUCAGCUUUACACCACAAACGUUUGAUGGCUCAACAGCCUUGUCUGCCUUUGACGGGCCAGACAAAAGCCGCCAAAAUACAAUUGGCUUUACAUAAAUUGGAAACGGCUCCCAUAAGACGUUUAUUUGUUAAGGCCUUUACGGCAGAUGGUGCCUCCAAGUCUUUGCUAGUAGAUGAACGUAUGACAUGCGGGCAUGUAACACGCCUACUGGCCGAUAAGAAUCAUGUACAAAUGCAACCUAAUUGGGCUUUGGUAGAGAAUUUGGGAGAUCUACAAAUGGAACGUCUCUUUGAGGAUCAUGAGCUAUUGGUGGAUAAUCUAAUGACUUGGAAUUCAGAUGCUGGCAAUCGUGUGCUCUUCCAACAAAGAUCCGAUAAAAUUUCUUUAUUCAUACGUCCUGAACUAUAUCUACCGGGUCCACAAAUGGCUCCCGGCUCACAACAUGAUGAACAUACAAGAUCUAUGUUGUUGGAGGAAUUCUUUGAGACUAAUGCCGAAAUAGCGGUAGAUGGUCCUUUGUACAUGAAGGCUGAUUCGAAAAAAGGCUGGAAACGUUAUCAUUUCGUUUUACGCUCUUCGGGCUUGUAUUAUUUCCCCAAAGAGAAAACUAAGAAUGCACGGGAUUUGGCUUGUUUGACUUUGUUUAAUGGUUAUAAUGUUUAUCGGGGUUUGGGCUGGCGCAAGAAGUGGAAAGCUCCUUCUGACUAUACUUUUGGUUUUAAAUCGGCUGUAGACUCGAGUUUGGGUAAGACUUGCCGCUCUUUGAAGAUGUUGUGUGCGGAGGAUUUGGAAACCAUGGAGAAAUGGUUGACGGCUAUAAGAGUAGCCAAGUAUGGCAAACAAUUGUGGGAUAAUCACAAAGCCUUAAUGGAUGAAUUGACCGGAGAUGGUUUGUCUCAGUCAAGCUUUGCUGUUAGCAUGAGAAGUGAAUCGAUAAGCAGUAUUAGCUCGGCGGUGCCUUCCCAGUGUGGCAGUGUUUCGUCGGCUAUUAGCUCUAUGUCUACUUCCUCUAGUGGAGGUAGAAUAUCGAGGGCUUCCUCCUCUUCCUCUAGUGGUUGUUUGUCGGAUGAUAAUAAUGGUUUCGAUUCUGAAUUUACCACGGGCACUAUUAAGAGAAAACCUUCCAUGAAACCUAAUUUGCCCUUGACCACUAUGACCAGACAGUUAAAGGAGGUGGGAGAAAUAACCCAGGCAGAUCAAGAGGAUUUAAAUAAUUCUCCCGAACACAGUGGCACUUUGACCAGAAGGCACAGUAGGCGCAAGUCCCAAGAGUCCAAUGGUAGCGGCACUUUAAAGAGAAGACCUCCAACAGCGGGCGCUAUGAUUAUGACGGGUUUGGUUAAGAGAGGUUCGGCGGAAAGCAUGAAUGCUAAUAAUUCGUCAGGAUCUUCGAAUUCAACACCUACACCCACACCCAGUAUAUGUGCUAAACCUUUGGUGGGAGCUGGAGUGGCAUAUGACAACCAAUUACCGCCUCCGCCGCCUCAGGUAAUCAAUGCCCAAGAGGUUAUGUGUUCUUCUACCUUAUCUUUGGACUCUCUGCCACCGCCACCUCCUCCAGCGGCCUUAAAUGAGCAGGAACAUGAUGUUUAUGGUUCUCAAUUGUCAUUGGCCUCUUUGCCACCACCACCACCGCCCGAAGAGCAAAACAUAAACCCCACAGUCGCUAAUAACCAACAGCAAAUCUAUGCCUCAGUACAUAAGGCACCACCGCCCGCAGUACCCGCUAAACCCAUUAAGCCAGCGGUGAAAUCUGCUCCUCCUUACAAAAAUCCUCCCGAUUAUAAAGGAUCCAACGCACACUCUUCACCGGCACCUCCACCCGUACAGAAAAAAGUAUCUUUUGCCGAUUCCCCCGUAUUGCUAAGAAGAAAAAUGCAUUCACCCGAACCGGCGCAGCAUCAGGAACCCUUUUAUGCGCCAGGACCUUUACCACCACCCCGUAAUGAUCUCACACGGCUAUCCAAUUGCUCCUCAAACAUAUCUUCAGUAUCACAGCAACUAGAUUUUGGUUCCCCCAAAAGGCUGCAAGAAUCCAGCUCAAAUCCUCCUCGAGAUUUCCUCAAGGAUCUGCAACGUGUCAUGCGCAAGAAGUGGCAAGUGGCCCAAAAAUGUAAACUAGAACCGGCCACCACUCCACAUGAAGUUUUGGGUUUCCGAGACUUUUCCUCCGAGGAGCUAUUGGCACACAAUCUCAACUCGAAUUCCCAUUAUUAUCGAGACACCGGCAAUGUUAGCAAUUGGGUGCAGGAGCACUAUGGUGCCGGAGCUCCUCCACCACCCAUGAAUGAAUAUGCUUUAUAUGAAAAUGUCCAUAAUACAAAUGCCAGCAGUAACAGCAGUCCCAGUAAUGUAAACCUGGAGCCACAAUUUCCCAACUCUACAAAUGCAGCCGCAGCAGCGGCAGCUGCUCUGGCGGCCGCUCAACAGCGCAAGAAACGUCCUCCACCACCGCCUCCUAAACGCAGUGAUUCUACACAUCUAACACAUCGUGUUUAGUGUUUUCUGGCCACGUGUUUUCGGGCACGCAACAGAACACUGUUUAAGGAUUACUUUGGCCAUCAAUAAAAUAAUUAUUAAUAUUUAAAAAAAAUAUUGAAAAAAUCGAAAAUUGUAAAACUACUAGUAAUUUAAGUAUUUGAAAAGUGAAAUUUUUAUAAGAAAAUUUAAAAAAUAAACUAAAUUUUAAGUAAAAAUGUAAAAAAUUAAAAAAACUCGAAAAUUUUUAUCUUAAAACUCGAAAAAUAAUAAAAAUUCUUUAAGAAAAAAGCAAGAAAUUUAAAAAAAAUUAAUAUCAAUUGAAAUUGAAACGUUUUAUUGGAAAUCUUAUUGAAUUUUAAACGAAUAUUCGUAAAACCGAAUAAAAAAUUAUUCGAAUAAUCGUUAAUUUUUAUGAAAAUUUAUAGCAUUUGAAGUUAAUAAACAAUAUUAAAGUUUCUAAAUGAAAUUUUAACGAAUAAUCGUUGAAACGAAUAAUCGAGUAAUCGUUAAAAAAUUUAAGAAAAAGUGCAACAAUUUAACAAAAUAUUAUAUAAUUACUUGUUUAAAGUAAUUUCCAAAUAAAAUUUUGAAAAUGUUCGAAAUUUUGAACGAUUAUUCGUUAAACCGAUUAAUCGAUUAAACGAAUAAUUGUCGAGAACUCAAGAAAAUAUACAAAAUUUUAAGGGAAUUUGAACUAAUUACUUCUUUUAAGUAAUUUUCAAACAUAAUCUGAAAAAUUGUCAGAAUUUUUAACGAUUAUUCGUAAAACCUUUAAAUCGAUUAAACGAAUAAAUUCCCUAAAGCCAAGAAAAUUUGAGAAAAUUUAACUGUAUAUGAUAGAAUGUUAUGUUUUCAUUAAAAUCCUGAAGAAGUGUUACUAUUUUUUGGAAUUUUUAAAGAUUAUUCGUAAAACCGAUUAAUCGGAUAUACGGUUAUUCGUUUAAAAAUUUUGCGAUUUAGAAAAUUUAAGAUAAAAUUUCUUAUUUUAAUUGAAAUUCUGAAAAAAUUUUACUAAUUUUUGGUAUUUUUAACGAUUAUUCGUAAAACCGAUUAAUCGAAUAAACGAUUAUUCGCAUACAAAUUUUGUCAAUUUAAAGAAUCUAUGUUACUAAUAACAAAAAUAUAAAUAUCAAGUAAAUUUGAAACGAAUAAUCGUUCAAACGAAUAAUCGAUUAACCGAAUAAUUUUCUUAAAAUCAAGAAAAUGUAGCAAAAUUUAAAGGAAUUUCAAAUAAUUUUUUGUUUUAAGCUAAUUUUAUAAGA
Molecule: messenger RNA, 5194 nt
Organism: Lucilia sericata (common green bottle fly)
Lineage: Eukaryota; Metazoa; Arthropoda; Insecta; Diptera; Calliphoridae
Gene: pico
Product: amyloid beta A4 precursor protein-binding family B member 1-interacting protein
Exons: 4
Coding region: 480-3950 (1156 amino acids)
Biological process (GO): signal transduction
Source: RefSeq, a predicted model, not a curated record